Molecule: messenger RNA, 2142 nt
Organism: Dalotia coriaria
Lineage: Eukaryota; Metazoa; Arthropoda; Insecta; Coleoptera; Staphylinidae
Product: lachesin-like
Exons: 8
Coding region: 1-1053 (350 amino acids)
Cellular component (GO): neuron projection
Source: RefSeq, a predicted model, not a curated record
AUGCAUAAUUUAACCAUGCCGGUGGGUCGCGAAGCCAUCCUGACCUGUUCGGUCAGUAAUCUAGGAAAAUACAAGGUGGCGUGGGUGAGGGCUGAGGAUCAGACUAUUCUCAGUCUGCAUACGAAAGUGGUGACGCACAAUUCGCGCAUCACCGUCACGCACGACAACCUGCAGACGUGGCAUUUGCGUAUCCGACAGCUGAAAGAGUCCGACCGCGGCUGCUACAUGUGUCAAGUUAACACGAACAUCAUGAAAAUGCAGCAGGGGUGUCUCGACGUGCAUGUACCGCCGGAUAUUAUCUACGACGAUACAAGUGGUGAUCUUUCAGUCUCAGAGGGUGAAAAUGCCACCCUAUGGUGUCGAGCAACUGGUCAUCCUACUCCUAGAAUCACUUGGAGGCGUGAGGAUGGCCAUCCGAUUAUUCUACGUCGAGGAAAUCGCGAUGCUGUUAAAGUUGAUACGUACAACGGCAGCAAUUUGUACUUUUGGAGAUUGGAUCGCAAGCAGAUGGGCGCGUACUUGUGCAUCGCCAGCAACGACGUGCCGCCCGCCGUCAGCAAGCGCAUCUUAUUGAACGUGAAUUUUGCUCCUGUAAUUAAAGUGCCCAAUCAGUUACUGGGCGCUCCUUUGAACACGGAUGUCAUGCUGGAGUGUUACGUGGAAGCCUUCCCGAACACUAUCAACUACUGGGUGAAGAACCGUGGCGAGAUGUUGCUCAACGGAAGUAAAUAUACUAUUAGAGAGGAGCGAAGUGGAUAUAAAGUGCUGAUGUGGCUCAUUAUUCGAUCAUUUGCUACGCAGGACAUUGGAACGUACAAUUGUGUCUCUACUAAUUCUCUAGGGAAAGCAGAAGGUACAUUAAGACUCUAUGAAAUCAAAGUUGGACCCGGUGGACCACAGGAUAAUCAUAUCAGUAUAGUUGGAGGCUUGGCAGAACCCGCACGAGGUCACCGCUCAAGAGAAAGCGAAGUAUUCUCAUCGUCGCCAUCUUUAUCCAGCUCAAAUCUCCUGCAGCUGUUUCUGGCCGCCUGCCUCGUCCUCACGCAUCGGUGACGCAUUGCAUAAACGCGCGACAAGAUUGAUUACGACCCACGAAAAAAACCUAAAAACAAGUCGCACCGAAAUAUCGAUCGCAAAUAUAAGAACUCAUCCAUCCAUCACAAACAGCAACAAGAAAACAAAAAAUCACUAUCAGAUUCACAUUCGUAUUCGGUAAACUCUCUAUCAUAAAUAAAAUAUUAAAAAAUAUGUGUAAAUACUAAUGAUUUGUGCGACUGAUACAAGCUCAACCCAAAAGGAAAACCACGCGAAAAAUAAUUCUAGUUUUAGCGGUAAAUUCAUGGUGAAGGCGCCGGGCGCACAUUUGUAUGUAGCUCUCUUAGUUUGGAGAGCAUAGCGCGCAUAGUUCUAAUAAAAUGCUAAUUCUUAUAUCCACGUCCCAGCAGCAGUGUACACGACGUGCUUCUGAGGAAAGCUCCGUGCCGCCACCGCCGCCGCCGCCGCCGUCUCCGACAAUAUUGCCGGCGCGUUAUUAUUGUUAUUAUUGCGCGAGAAUAACGCGAGAUUUCUCCUAUAUUACGAGCACGUCCGCGUAAAAUUUCGCGUCCGGAAUUCUCUUUAAUAAACGCUGCUCAUGACGACGCGCACGAAAUUCCGUGACAAGACAACGAGUUUUAAUAAAAGUGUUGAUUUGGUUGGUAAAACUCUAAAAAUAACUAAAUGCAUAGUUUAUUAUUAUUAAAUUACCAAAACUAUCAAUGUAAUUGACCUAUAAUUAACCGAGUAAUGAAAUUGAACAUUUGCACGUGUACAUUUCCACGAAAUUGAACGUUUUGUACGCCAUUUUUGUACAUAAUCAUUGAACAAAUCAAUUAAAUGUCGAUUUGUCGAUUUCAACACUACACUUGUACAUAGAACUUACUAAAACGCUGAUUAGAGGUUAACAUUUAGCGAAAGGAGACACAUGUAACUAUGUAAAAUUUACAAUAAUUAAUUAAUCUAUGAGAUAAUUGAAUUAUUGUGUGGAUUGAGAGCGAUGAAUGAGUGAUGACCUAGUUGAAAGUAAAAGAUAUCAAAAACUGUCAUAUCUUUAUUCUCAAAAUCUCAAUUGGUGCCAAAGAUUAAGCAUUAACUAAUCACAUA